AUGCGCCAACGAGGAAGAUCAUCACAGCGCAACCAGUUCAGUCGUCUUCAGCACAAUCGUCGCCAACAAAGACUGCUAGCAGUGCGCCGACGUCUCCGUACGUGUCCUAUUCUUUACUGCCGAACGCACAUACUGACUUGUCAUAGAAAUCUCAACUCAGCCAUAGUCACGAUUGCAGUAGGACCAGAGCAACGACUCUUCGCCGCGCACGAAGAUGUCCUGUGCAAGUCUACCUUCUUCGCCAUUCAAUGUCGUCAGCAAUUCUUCGAAACGAACGGCAAGCGAGUAGAUCUACCAAACGAGUCUCCGGAAGUCUUCUCCGCGAUCUUGGAAUAUCUAUACAAGGGCGACUACACUCCGAAAGUAGAGUUCGACAAGAAACACAACAGUUGGUUCCUCGACGAGACACCUUCUGCAACGGGCUCGAGUGAAAGCAUCGUCCAUGCUGCCGAUGGCACUGCCAUCCUCAAAGACACUGUCAUCUACUGUUCCGCCCACCGCUACGGACUCGUCGAACUCCAACGUCUCGCCCUCAAGAAACAAGGCCUACAAUCCGGCGUACAGUGCUCAACAAUCCUCUCCUCAGCACGCUACGCCUACGCCAAUACUCCAGCCUCAGACAGCAAGCUCCGGGCACACUACCUCGCCCUCAUCAUCCGCAGUCGCAACACAUUCAAGCGCAGCGGCACGAUGCAGAUGGAGAUGGAACGAGGCGGAACAGCUCUGUUCUUCGACCUCUUCGUCGCAAUGUAA
This is a messenger RNA of Pseudocercospora fijiensis CIRAD86, 753 nucleotides long. RefSeq lists its product as uncharacterized. The transcript has 2 exons. The coding region runs from base 1 to 753 and encodes 250 amino acids. Gene Ontology annotation, molecular function: protein binding. The record is from RefSeq and is a predicted model, not a curated record. NCBI's taxonomy places the organism in Eukaryota, Fungi, Ascomycota, Dothideomycetes, Mycosphaerellales, Mycosphaerellaceae.